Messenger RNA from Monodelphis domestica (gray short-tailed opossum), 2138 nucleotides. RefSeq lists its product as uncharacterized. NCBI's taxonomy places the organism in Eukaryota, Metazoa, Chordata, Mammalia, Didelphimorphia, Didelphidae. The record is from RefSeq and is a predicted model, not a curated record.
GGCAGAGCCAAAAGGAUGGAGAAGAAGCAGAGAAGUGAAAAGUCACCAUGAGAAUCCUCUCCAACUAAUCUUAAAAUGACACCACAAAAUGAAUACAGGAGUAAAAGAACCAACAAGGAGACAGAGUGAAACAACACUCAAAAAGACAUAAACACAAAAGGGGCUAACUCUAUAGCCUGCUGAACCUCCCUCUAAAGAGGAAACAUAACUAAAUCAACCUUGUGAUGGAUCAAAUUGGAUUAUCCAAUUCUGAUCUUCAGAGUCUUGAAAUAUCCUGAUUCUACCUGGUUAUCCCAUUUGAUACCAACUCUGCAACUGUGAAAGAGAGAAAUUUUUGAUAGGGGAAAAUGAGAAGAGCAAAGGAGCAUCAAAAAGAAAUCAUGAUCCAGUUCCCAUCAAAAGACCUUCCAGGAAAGAUGAAAAGAAGACUGAUUACAGCUGCUUGGGAAAACCAGACAGAACCAUUGUGGGAAAAAAUAGAGCAUCGUUCGAAUUUUAAGCCAAUGUCCCACCUCAACCAACCCAUAGGCAGGACAUGUCUCAAACAACCACUCACAGUAACACAGUUUCCAAACACUCAAAAAACUGUGCUAAAGCCAUCUCUUAAUCCAAAGGAGAACUCCAAAAAAUUGACCUGCCCUGGCAAGUCGUAUACUAUGUCAGACUUGCCCUUAAAACGUUGCCCUAGUAACCAGUCCCAUAUGGAGCCUUUAUCAGGACCUGGGCACUUCCAGAAUAUUUUGCUUGACUGCAAUCACCAAACAGCCGAGGCCCAAAAGAUUCAGAUCCCAUCUGUACGUGGACACAGAGGUAAAGUUAAACAUAAAGCCCCCGUGAAGAAAGACUUCAAAGUCUUACCUGAGCACAAUGUGCCAAAGGGGACAACUCUAAAUGCCCUGGUGAGAUGCUUAAACUUUGCCCCCAAAUCUAAUGUUAUCUCAGCAUGUUUUUCUGAGUCUUUACCUAAAGCCAAUGGUUUAAAACCAUCAAACCAUGAGUGGACUAAGGAACAAGAAAUGAGAAAAUCUCUUUCUGGUUUCCAAAUUCCCACUUUCUCGCUUUGUAAUAAUGUUACCGAUGCAAGAAAUGCCCAUCCUUCCUACCCCACACAGUGGCCUACUCCCACUACAGAUAAACCACCACAUGAUAUAGACGAAUUAAUAUCAGCCCUGGGAUUAGAAACACCAAAAUUUGGACCAUGGCAACAUGCAGAAAAGGAGAAUUUUUCAGAUUUCCAACAAUGGGCCAAGUGCUCUUCUACAUGCCUAAACUACCGUUGUAUGCCAAUGGAUACGUUUGCAUCAUAACAAUCCCUCAAACUAACCAGAGCUCUACCAAGCUAAAUUCAACAAAAUGAGAAUAUGUAUAAGCCAGAGAUAAAGCGUCAGUCCACAAUGUUAGCCUGUAUACAGGUUUAUACAAUUAGACCAAGAGUUGUUCCACUGAUCUUAUCUACCUGAGUCAUCAUGAACACCCAUCUAUCUCUUCAUUGUUUCAUCUCCUAAAUAGGCUAUCAUCAAACACAGACAACUAGCUGAAACUAUGCAGCACCCUGAGAACAUCAGGCCAUUUUCUAAAAGUGCUUGACCAUUCAUGUGUGCAUAACUGGAGACAGACAGGGAAACUGAAGAAACGCUGUGCCCCGAGGAUACCAGGACAUUUCUCUAAUGAGUAUGGAACACCUGAACCAAACCAGAAAGAAACAAUGAAGCUGAAAAUCAAUGGCACUGUGCAUCCACCUGGCCAAGUUUCUAAUAUAGUUUGACCACUCUUUUCUCAACAUGGACAACCAUUCUGAAGAAAUAUUUUUCCCUGAGAACACCAGGCCUUUUUCUAACCAAACCUGACCAUCACCUUUUGGACAUGCAAAAAACAGACUCAGACAAGCAAGCUUAAGGACAUCCAAGAAUCUCUCUAAUGAACGUAGACCAUCUGAACAUUUCUUAACCAGACUGAAAUCAUCAUGUCAGGAAUCCCAGGCUACCUUCUCACUAAUACUGACUAACUACUAUGUAGAAGAUAAAUGGGUCCUCUGUCCCACACAGAAUUCAUUUUUAAUAAGUCUCAUUCACUGACCACAAAUAUGCCCCGAACCCCUUUUAUUGAGUUUGAUAUUACUCAUUCCCAUCUCCUUGGCA